UGUUGGGUUGAUAUAGCGGAGAGCCGCAGUUGCUGAGCGCAGUGCUGUUGAAUAUGAGCAGAUGGGAUGGAAGACACUGAAAUUAGAGUGUCCCUGUAGUUUAGCAACUAACAGGAUAACUUUGGGCAUUAUAACAGUAUAAGGACGUUUCCUGGACAGUCUUUGGAGCUACAUUGUCAUUUGGCACAUGGCAGUUAAUGAAUGCAGCGCGAGCAGCGAUGAACACGGCAGUCUUCAGUAAGUUUGAUCAGCUGCGCUUUGAAGAGAGCGGACAGAACGUGGAGAGAACCAGCAGAAGCUAUUUAGAGGUGAUUGAUGGACAACAUUCAGAUUUACUGACCAACCACAAAGUGAUGGGUGGCACUGAAGCUCUCAAACACAGGAGAAAUGGUGGAGGGAAGGUGCGACACAAACGUCAGGCCCUGCAGGAUAUGGCUCGGCCACUGAAGCAGUGGCUCUAUAAGCACAGGGACAACCCUUACCCCACCAAGACUGAGAAGAUACUGCUGGCUCUGGGCUCCCACAUGACCCUGGUUCAGGUCUCCAACUGGUUUGCGAAUGCGAGGCGUAGGCUCAAGAACACAGUUCGACAGCCUGACUUGAGCUGGGCCCUUCGCAUAAAGCUGUACAACAAAUACGUACAAGGCAAUGCUGAGAGACUCAGCAUUAGCAGUGAUGACACAACAUCAGACGAUGGGGAGAAUCCUUUACAGAUUCAGGCCAGCGAAUCAGACUAUAACAGACCCACGCACAAGAGCGUUAUUCAGGACAGCAGAGGCAAAGGGGUGGGGCGAAGCACAGACCCCUUGGUUUGUGAUGAUUAUGUAUCUCCACCAAAAUACAAGAACAGCUUGCUAAACCGCUAUCUAAAUGAUUCCCUUCGGCAUGUAAUGGCCUCCGAAAAAGUUCUGGACUCUCGGAAGAGGAACCACUCUGGAUCGUUUAGCUCCAAUGAGUAUGAGGAUGAUUUUCUCUCACCGUCAUCAGACGCUGAGGCAAACUUCACCUACCGUACAGUGACGUUGGACUGUGGCACACGCCAAAGCGAGAGCGGUGCUCGCAAAGGUGGCGGAGGAGGAAAUAACGAGACCUACUGGAAAGAGCUCCAUGCCGCCAUGGCCCUGACCAACCUGGCCCAAGGGAAGGAGAGCUCAAUGCCAGGCACCACCAGCUGUAUCAUCCAGAAGUCUUCCCAUAUAGCAGAGAUUAAGACUGUCAAAGUGCCCAUACAACCCCGACAUUAGUGGCUAACAGACUGGACAGCGUUCUGUACUAGGUCAUAAUUGACCAAGACUACCUGAACACUUGAGUAUGUACUACAUGCAAUAAUGUUGUUGAAAAUGAUCCACAACAGCCUUUUCUAGGAGGAAAAUACAUGUUGACUGACCAACGUGCCUAUUUUAUUUUUAUUUUUAUUUUUUUGCCACUGUCUGAUGAAAAAUGACAUAGUAAAGAAAGUUUCAUGUGUGGACGAUCACUACAACUAAACACAGAAGCACAAAAAUUCUCAUUCUGAUUUAGACUGUCAUGAUUUCUGAAAUACAAUUUUUGUCAGUAGCUAAAAUGUAAUAUAUUCAUAUAUAUAUUCAGUUUUUCUAAGUUAUAUUAAUUUUAUUUUUAAUUGACACAGGAUUAUUGUCAUCCUAUGGCAAUGGCAUAUACAUGUGGAUUUUUGUGUUUAAGUAUGGCAUAUAGAGGAAGUUUCUUUUUCUUUUUUUUUUUUUUAAUAUUCUAUCUCUGAGUGAAGCAAGCAACCCUUUUUUGGAACAAACCUUUUGGUUUGUUAUUGGAUAGCUUUUAAGUUCAUUUUGGCCAUUGCCUGUGAAGAUUAUCAUGCAAAAUUCAGUCAGA
Messenger RNA from Onychostoma macrolepis, 1851 nucleotides. RefSeq names its product mohawk homeobox b (gene mkxb). Gene Ontology annotation, biological process: cell development; regulation of transcription by RNA polymerase II; muscle organ development. The record is from RefSeq and is a predicted model, not a curated record. Gene Ontology annotation, molecular function: DNA-binding transcription factor activity, RNA polymerase II-specific; RNA polymerase II cis-regulatory region sequence-specific DNA binding. Gene Ontology annotation, cellular component: nucleus. The transcript has 7 exons. NCBI's taxonomy places the organism in Eukaryota, Metazoa, Chordata, Actinopteri, Cypriniformes, Cyprinidae. The coding region runs from base 198 to 1244 and encodes 348 amino acids.